AUGGAGCAUACAAACACUCCUAAUAGCAUGCAGGUCCGUUUUAUUCGGCUAGAAAUGACGGGACUUUCGCCUCACCUUCUCCUUGCACGCAAACUUAAACUAGCAACCUGGCCGUCUGCGAAAGUACGGCUCAAGCAAGACGAAACAUCGGCUCCUCAGGCUCGAGAGACCCAGACGCCAUCCAAGGACAACGAUGGUCACCCACUGGACGCCGGGGAUCCGAGCCGCAAGCAGGCUAUCCUAUGA
Messenger RNA from Penicillium arizonense, 246 nucleotides. RefSeq lists its product as uncharacterized. The record is from RefSeq and is a predicted model, not a curated record. NCBI's taxonomy places the organism in Eukaryota, Fungi, Ascomycota, Eurotiomycetes, Eurotiales, Aspergillaceae. The transcript is spliced from 2 exons. The coding region runs from base 1 to 246 and encodes 81 amino acids.